Molecule: messenger RNA, 1623 nt
Organism: Penicillium antarcticum
Lineage: Eukaryota; Fungi; Ascomycota; Eurotiomycetes; Eurotiales; Aspergillaceae
Product: putative carboxylesterase
Exons: 2
Coding region: 1-1623 (540 amino acids)
Source: RefSeq, a predicted model, not a curated record
AUGAGAAUGAGACUAUACUCACUGAUUCUCCCUCUUAUCGGCCUGGGUACUACCGCCAGUGCUGCAUAUGACAACCCUCUAGUGAACCUCGACUAUGGAUCCUUCCAAGGCCAAUAUGACAGCACAUACAAUCUCUCGUAUUUCCGCAAGAUCCCAUUUGCCUCACCACCAACUGGUGAGAAUCGUUUCCGAGCACCUCAACCGCCACAGAGGAUCACCGGAGGCAGCUAUGAUACAAACCAAGACUUCGACAUGUGCCCCCAGCGCACAGUCAACGGAAGCGAAGACUGCCUGUAUUUAGGCCUCUUCUCAAGACCAUGGGAUCUAUCAAAAGAAACAAAAAGACCAGUCCUAGUCGUAUUCUACGGCGGAGCCUUCAUCCAAGGCAGCGCCGCUUUCACCAUGCCGCCAUCCUCAUUCCCAAUUUUGAAUGUGAGCAAUCGCAAUGACUACGUGGUAAUCUAUUCAAACUACCGCGUCAAUGCCUUUGGUUUUCUCCCCGGAAAUGCAAUCAAAGAAUCAUCAACAUCAGAUCUAAACCCUGGCCUACUGGACCAACAAUACGCCCUGAAAUGGGUCCAAAGCCACAUCCACAGCUUUGGCGGUGAUCCUAAGAAUGUAACAAUCUGGGGCCAGUCAGCUGGUGCAGGCUCGGUCGUUGCACAAGUCCUCGCAAAUGGACGAAAUGGCCAACCGAAGCUUUUCUCCAAAGCCCUUGCUAGCUCGCCCUUCUGGCCGAAGACAUAUGCCUACAAUGCACCGCAAGCAGAGGCGAUCUACGCACAAUUUGUCAAUUUGACAGGCUGUAACGGACUGGAACAUGUUCAUGAAACACUUUCCUGCAUCAAAUCCGUAGGCGUGCAGACAAUUCGUGAUGCGAAUCUCGUCAUUGCCGCAAGCCAUACCUGGACAACGAGCUCCUAUACAUGGGCACCAGUGAUAGACGGGACCUUUCUCACGGAAACACUUACGGAAACCGUCAACAGCGACUCCCUGGACACGGAGUUUGUGUGGGGUAUGUAUAACAGCCACGAAGGCCAGAAUUUUAUCCCCUCGGGUCUCGACAGCGCCGUCUUAGUGAAUGGAUUCAAUUCCUCAAUUGAGAGUUUCCACAGCUGGCUUACUGGAUUCGUACCCGGGUUAUCGGCAAAACAGAUAAAACAGGUCGAUUCUGUUUAUUAUCCCGCUGUUGGGAGUACGGAGACUAUUGCGCAGUAUAAUACUUCGUUUGUUAGGGCUGGGUUGGUGUAUCGGGAUGUUGUGCUUGCCUGCCCAGCCUAUUGGAUUGCUUCGGCUGCUAAGAAGAAGGGAUAUCUUGGGGAGUAUACUAUUUCGCCGGCGACGCAUGGGAGUGAUACCAUCUAUUGGAAUCGUAUCAAUGCCGUUCAACAGACGAACCCCGUCGUGUAUGAGGGAUAUGCUGGCGCUUUCGCGAGUUUCUUCCAGACAGGUGACCCGAAUGCGCACAAGGCGACGAAUGCUUCGCAACCUGGUGUACCUGAGCUACAGCAUAACAAAAAGGAAUUUGUGAUUGUGUAUGAUGGAACGGAGAAUUUAAAGCUAGACCAACUGAACAAGAGAUGUGAUUUCUGGCGAAGGCUGGCGAAGGAGGUGCCAAUUUAA